Messenger RNA from Hypanus sabinus (Atlantic stingray), 642 nucleotides. RefSeq names its product ras-related protein Rab-39B. Gene Ontology annotation, molecular function: GTPase activity; GTP binding. The transcript is spliced from 2 exons. Gene Ontology annotation, biological process: Rab protein signal transduction. Gene Ontology annotation, cellular component: Golgi membrane. Bases 1 to 642 code for a protein of 213 amino acids. The record is from RefSeq and is a predicted model, not a curated record. Lineage: Eukaryota; Metazoa; Chordata; Chondrichthyes; Myliobatiformes; Dasyatidae.
AUGGAGGCUAUUUGGGUGUACCAGUUUAGGCUGAUAGUCAUUGGGGACUCCACGGUGGGAAAAUCGUGCCUGAUCCGUCGUUUCACUGAGGGCCGCUUUGCCCAAGUGUCGGACCCCACAGUUGGGGUCGAUUUCUUCUCAAGGUUGGUGGAAAUCGAGCCAGGAAAGCGGAUUAAGCUUCAGAUUUGGGAUACAGCUGGCCAGGAGAGAUUCAGGUCCAUAACUCGUGCAUACUACAGGAAUUCGGUGGGAGGACUUCUCUUAUUCGACAUUACCAACCGCAGAUCCUUCCAAAAUGUCCAUGAGUGGUUGGAAGAGGCCAAAGUGCAUGUCCAGCCAUUCCAGAUCGUUUUUGUGCUGGUCGGCCAUAAAUGUGACCUGGCAGCCCAGCGGCAAGUUUCCAAGGAAGAGGCAGAAAAGCUUGCUGCUGCCUACCGGAUGAAGUACAUUGAGACAUCCGCAAGAGAUUCCAUCAAUGUUGAACAGGCCUUCACUGACCUGACAAGGGAUAUUUAUGAACUUGUGAGGAGGGGCGACAUUGUGAUGCAAGAGGGUUGGGAAGGAGUGAAGAGUGGUUUUGUUCCAAAUGUGGUCCACUCAUCAGAGGAAGCUGUCAAAUCAGGCAGGAGAUGCCUCUGCUAA